This is a messenger RNA of Rhea pennata, 1012 nucleotides long. RefSeq names its product myosin regulatory light chain 11. The transcript is spliced from 8 exons. Gene Ontology annotation, biological process: skeletal muscle tissue development. Gene Ontology annotation, cellular component: cytoplasm. The record is from RefSeq and is a predicted model, not a curated record. NCBI's taxonomy places the organism in Eukaryota, Metazoa, Chordata, Aves, Rheiformes, Rheidae. Bases 454 to 960 code for a protein of 168 amino acids. Gene Ontology annotation, molecular function: calcium ion binding.
GCACAUUGAGCCGCAGCAGCGAGCGCCGGUCCUGCCCCUGCACUGUCAGCCGCAGCUCCCCGGGGCCCGGUGCCGGCUCUGGCUCCGGCUCCCCCCCGGCUCCGGCGUCCACCACACACUCUGGCCAGGGGAGAGGCAGGCUGGGCUGCGCCGGCCUGGCCCAGCCCCAUGGCGCCCACAGGCCCCCCCCCCCGCCUCCCAUGUUGCCCCGGCGCACCCCCCACUCACCCACGAUGUCGGCGACCCCCAGCCCCAGGGCCUGGGGGGGUGGCGCUGGGCUCCAGCUCCCGGUCCCGCAGCAGCAGCAGGAUCCGGCCUGGCGGCACCCGCAGCACCUGCGCCAUGUGCUCCACCACCGCCCGCAGCGGCUCCGACUGCCGGGGCCGAAGGAGCGAGCGGCAAUAAAACCUGCCCGGAGCCACCGGCCCCAGGUGCCGACCCCCAAGUGCAGCCAUGGCCCCCAAGAAGGCGAAGCGACGUGCGGCCGAGGGCAGCUCCAACGUCUUCUCCAUGUUCGACCAGACCCAGAUCCAGGAAUUCAAGGAGGCCUUCACAGUCAUCGACCAGAACCGGGACGGCAUCAUCGACAAGGAUGACCUCAGGGAGACCUUCGCUGCCAUGGGGCGGCUGAAUGUGAAGAACGAGGAGCUGGACGCCAUGAUCAAGGAGGCCAGCGGCCCCAUCAACUUCACCGUCUUCCUCACCAUGUUCGGGGAGAAGCUCAAAGGUGCGGACCCUGAGGAUGUCAUCAUGGGGGCGUUCAAGGUGCUGGACCCCGACGGGAAGGGCUCCAUCAAGAAGAAGUUCCUGGAGGAGCUGCUGACCACCCAGUGUGACCGCUUCACCCCUGAGGAGAUCAAGAAUAUGUGGGCUGCCUUCCCCCCUGACGUGGCUGGCAACGUGGACUACAAGAACAUCUGCUACAUCAUCACCCACGGCGAGGACAAGGAGGGCGAGUGACCCCCUGACCCGGACGCCUGGGUCCCUGCCUGGAUGGCUGCCCCCCCCCCCA